UUGCGCCCCGUUACACCGUCGUUCGGGGGGAGAGGGGGGGGGCCCGUUGAAUCCGGCGUGCAGUGCCCGGCCGAGUGGCCGCCGUCGCCCGUCCGGCCGCCGCCCAGGCGCGUCGACCGGUACGCCAAACCGGAAAUAACGAACUCGAGCGGACGGUGCGCCGCAGGCCUACUACCAACAUGCGUCG
Cinara cedri is the source of this 187-nucleotide messenger RNA. The record is from the annotation of a GenBank genome assembly. Lineage: Eukaryota; Metazoa; Arthropoda; Insecta; Hemiptera; Aphididae.